This is a messenger RNA of Belonocnema kinseyi, 4368 nucleotides long. It is a transcript of the gene THADA, whose product is annotated as thyroid adenoma-associated protein. The transcript has 15 exons. Gene Ontology annotation, cellular component: cytosol. The coding region runs from base 182 to 4087 and encodes 1301 amino acids. Gene Ontology annotation, biological process: tRNA methylation. NCBI's taxonomy places the organism in Eukaryota, Metazoa, Arthropoda, Insecta, Hymenoptera, Cynipidae. The record is from RefSeq and is a predicted model, not a curated record.
GAAAAGUGGGGAACUAGAUGAAGAUAAAUAUUUAGUUUAUCAAAAUUUAAAGUGGCGCAAUCUUUUGGAAUACUCAAUACUAGAAUCGUGCAUAAAACAUCGCUGUCCGACCGAUUAUUUUCUCCUGUGUGACCAAAACAACUAUAUUUUAGAAAGGGAUGCGUGUAAUCGAUAAUUAAGCAUGGUGCCCACGUGUUUCUGGUCACAAAAAAUUAUGAUAACUAGGGCUAUAUACUCUCAAAUAAGGCUUCAAGCGCUUGCCUUAAUAAGUGAAUCGAAAAAGACUACACAAAAAUACACAUCUGCUGAACUGCAUUUAAUUCUCAUCUUUUUAGAGUAUAAUAUCGGCGAGCGACUUGAAUUUUUGCCAUUUAUAAAAAAGAUUCUAAGACGCGCAAGUGACAGUCUCAUUGUUUUGCAAAGGCAGUUGAUGAAAGAGGAUAUGAUUUUGGAAUGUCAGAAAAGAAGCUGUAAUUUGCAUAACUCAUGCGCUGAACCAAGCUCGAUAAUUAAUGAACGAAUUGCCAGAAUAAAUGUAUCUAUAGAAUCAUAUGACACUUUUUUCUCUUCGUUAAAAGAUUUUUGCCUUAAUAGUCUUUAUCCUGGAGCUGUGCAUUGUCGUAAGCACUCAGCACUGCAAAUAUUACUUUUGAUGCAAGAAUUUUUAAAACAUGACAUAAUUAGUGGGCUCUGGAACCAUUCUCGUGCUGACCGUCUCGUUCAGUGCUUAUUUGUAGACACGUAUGAGUCUAAUAAAGAAGUGGCAUUCAAAAUAAUUAAGUACAUUCAACCAAAAGUAAUGAAUCUUGACAAUAAAGGAACGGUUUGCGAGAUAAUCGACACAGCAUUGGAAUUAGCAAAUAACAUGAGACCAAUCGAUAGUAUUACUGCCUCUUUUAUGUUAAAAAUGGCUUGUUUGUCUCCAGUUAUAGAUCAUACUUUACGUAACUACAUUGAUCCUGAAGGAAAAUUCAACUCCGUUGCUGAAUCUACAUUGCUCAAAAUGAUGCUAAUAAUAAUAAAUCGAUUAAAGAAGCCUUUAGAACUGGCUAAGGAAAACAUUGUUUUGGCAUGCAGCAGACAUUCCUUGUAUGGAUACAUCUUUUGUGUACGAAGUCUGCUGAACAUACUUGAUCUAAGAGCAAUUCAAGAUAAGGAUCCAUGGCGAAAGAUGAUUACGGAAAUUGUUUACAUAUGUUUUGCAUUGAGUGGUAUUGUAUCUGAAGUCGUAAAUAAUUCAUCACCCGAGGGCCACUUGCCAAUGGAUCUCAAUAUUCAAAAUAACCAUUGUUUAAAUAAUGUUCAUACAUCAUUAGUUACUUCUCAAAUGGUACUUCUCUGCUCUUGGCGGACAAUCAAAGAAACUAGUCUUUUAUUUGGUUAUCUUACUUCGAAGUGUCCACUUUAUAUAAGUGAAUCCUAUCUCGGACUUCUUUCAGAAGACCAGGUAAUAACAAUUGGAGAGCAUUUUGUGACUUCGCUGUGUGAAACAAAACACAGAGGUGCCUUUGAACAAGCAUAUGUAGGAUUUGAACAGAUGUGCAAACAAUUGUGGCGUUCAAAAGAAGAAGGGCUACAACAGCUGCCUUUAGUUUGGUUGCAUUACUUAUUUUUAGAUAUUUCUGGAUUAAAAAAUGGAAAUUUCAAAUUGUGCUCCACAAGAAGAAGUGCUGGUGUGCCAUUCAUGGUUCAAGCAAUUGUAUCUUCUGCACUCCAGAAAAACGAUAAUUCCAAUAAUUCCGUCUUUCAUUCUGUAAUGGGCAUUUUAUUUGGAUUCUGCCAACUGAUGGACUCUGAGACGUUGUUUUAUGACAUACAAUGUAUAAUGUACAACAAGACAAUAUUUUGUCAAUUUAAAAGUGUAUGUGACAUCCCAUACAGCGGGUAUGAAAUGACUUCAAAAGAUAUGAAACAUGAUAGUAACUUAACGGAAAUCAAGACACAUACGUUGAACAUAUUGAGAGCUCUCUUUAAACAUUCUCUUCUUGGAGAUAUAGUCAAAGAAUACAUUUCUGAUGGUUUCAAAGUAGCGAUGAGAAGCUAUGAUGGAAAGUCUUGGGCCGAACGAAAUGCAGCUACUUUAUUAUUAGGCACAUUAAUAACUAGAACUUUUGGGGUUUUAAGGACAAAAGAUCAUAUCAACUUAACUGUGCAUAAUAAAAUGACAGGAAAAGCUUUCUUCGAAACACACACAGGAUUAUUGUCACUUAUGUUGGAUAAAUUAUAUAAUUUCAUAAAAGAAGAUAACGAAUUAAUUAAUUCUAAUAUACAACCAAUUUUGUUGAUUGCUUCACGUUUGUAUCCUGGCAAUGCUUCAGAGGAUAGGGCAGAGUUUAUUUGGGAGGUCGAGAAAUUUAUUGAAUUGAUAUCGAAGAGUGGGACCAAUCGAGUAUAUAAAACUCGUGAACUUGCUGCUAGAGCACUUGUAUCAUUGUCGACAGAAGAUAAUAUCUACGAAAUAUUUCAAAUCGUGAGAAAAAAUAUACUUAUUUCUCAUUCAAAUCCUAAUGCUCUUCAUGGAUAUAUUCUUCAGCUACAUGGAAUAGUAAACGUUUUACAUUUAACUAUUCCUAUGAUAUCGAAGAAAGUUAUCUAUAACUUUUUGCUAAAUACUACAUUUAGUACCCUUGGAACUUUGGAAAACAAAAAUAGGAAACCAGCAUGCUUCCCAGCUGCUACUUGUUGUAUUAAUAUUCUUUCUGAGAUUCUAGAAGAAAGUUCAAAUUGGUGUCAUUUUAACGAAGAAAUUUUAGUUAAUAUUCUAAACAGAAUUCAAAUGCACUUGGUAUAUUCUGAAAUAUUAAAGGAAAGACCGGGCAAAGACGUUUAUGAAUCUGAAGCCAUGAUGUUCAUAAUUUCUUCAAUGAUCAAUUCAUCAUAUCUUCAAAGAAUCUUUAUCAGAUCUUUAAAGAAUGAAGACAAAAACACAAAUUUUUGGCAAUCUGUUUUAGCUCACGUUAAUGUAAGCGUUCAAAGCAUGAGCUGGAAAAAUGUUUUUUCUAUUAUAGAGAAAACUAAAUACCGCGAAUUGUUUAAUCAAGCAAUAUUCACAGUACUCAGUACAAGGCUCGAUUCAAUUGAAAAUUCUCAAGUACAAGAUGCAUUAUAUGAUUUCCUAUACGCUUGCUUAUCAUACUUACAAAAAGUGAAUGGAGAGAAUGAUGCUUCUUCGAUGGAUAAUAAUGAUCAUUGUCCUUACAGUUAUCAUCAGGAUAAAUCAGAAAUAAUUCAUCAGUUUUGUACGUUAAUUGCAAAAAUGCUCAACGCCCACAUGCAAGAAAAAUAUUUCUAUGAGACUGGUUGUUUUAUAAAAUUGCUUUGCAAAAUGCAUGGCUGCUUAUCGAAAUGUUAUAAGAGCAAUCAUUUAAUGCCCAUGUGCAGAAGUGAUGUACAUAAACUUCUAAUGAAUAAUUCUUGGAUGUGUUCUUCAGAUUUGGAUUGUAGAGUAGAAAUCGCAAAGAAUUUAUCUGAUCUUUACAUAGAACCUGUUGACUUGGAGAAAAGUUGUUUGAUUUUGGAUUGGUGGACAACGCUUCUAAAUUUACUACUUGAUGAUAACUUUACCGUACGACAAAAUGCAUCUAAAGUAAUAUGUGACGUUCAAUGCAUAAAUAAUCUGGAAUGUCAGUUUGGUAUAAUGCGAAUUUUUUUUGAACAAUUUUUAAAUUCUGUUGGCAAGAAAAGUCCUGCUGUAGGACUUGCUGCUCUUAUUACAUGGAGUAUCACUUUGAUGGAAGAUAGAGAAUUAGAAAUGGAUGAUACAGAUGUUUUUAAUAGAUGCAGUAAUUAUGAGUGCUUCGAACCUCUGUGGAUAGCAAGAAAGUGCAGCAAAAUUGUCCAUACAAUAAUAAAACAAUAUUCUGCUGACGAAAUGAUUCCCAAAAUUGUGAGAUGUUGGUUAAGUUAUCGUUUAAAUGUGGAAUUAUCAAAUUUGACUACAUUUCGAGAACUUAUGACGAACUAUAAAAAUCAUAUUCCUAAUUUGAAAGGAAGACUGCGAGAUAUUUUGGAUCCCACCUACAACUCCAAAUUAGGACAACAAGCUUCUUACAAACAUCUGAAUAAAGAAUUUACAAAUGUGCUUUAAUAUAUUUUCAAAUGAGGAUAUAAAUCUUCUUCCUUAGAAAUUUGAUCGCAACUCCAAUUUAAUGCUAAUUUGUCUCAAUGUGUGUUGUAUUUUAUUUGAUUUAUUACAUGUUUUGUCCACAAUAGCAUAAUGUUCUAUUGUUAAUAUGCUAGUAAUUCCAGUUGCAAAGCUGGUCAAGUUUUAUAUGACAAACAUUUUUUAUAAAGCAAUAUUCUUUUGGUGAAACAUGUUUGAGCUCCUGAUAGAAGCUUUUUGUUGAUAAAUAUAAAUAAUUAUGGUGA